AUGGCGGGGUCAACGACCUCUAACGUAAUUAAGUGCAAGUCGUGCAAUAUAGUUAUUUGUGAAGUUUUAGCUUUCAUACAGAACAAACAGAAUGUGAUGGACGCAGAAAGUCUUGUGCGGUUGUGUACAUCGGCUUUUUCUCAGAAGGAAAUAGAAGAUGCCAAGAGUUUACUUUUUGACUCGCUCUCAACUAAGGAGAAAAAGGUGUUAAGGAAGAAUGCUGGUAAAACUAUGCGCGAUCUCAACGACGUGAUUUCAAUAUUCAGAAAGACGGACCCCGAGGAGCUGCCGACAUUUGUGGCUAGGGAUUUGCACCGCUUGCCACCACUGACUUUCGAUCACAUAGAUUGUACCAGAAUAUUGAAAGAUAUUAUAAUACUCAAAAAUGAGAUCAGUAGUAUAAAGAACACAUAUGCAACAGAACAGCAGCUGAAUGACAUUAGAAACGAAUUGUUAAAUUUAAAGCAAGGCUCACUUAUGAACACCUACGAUUUGAAUGUUAACCGUAAACGGGGUGGAGGCGGUAUUAAGGAUAGCUUUUAUUUAAAUAGUGGUCCAUAUGGUCUACCCCCUUUUACGGAAAACGUUACGGUGGGUAGCAGCAGCACUCCGAACAGCAACGGACACACAGCUGAUAGGUGCGCGCCCGACACAUCGGCAAGUAGAAUGCUAUCUCCUUCACUCCAAAGGAAGUCGCAUACACCUGAGCGGCAAUCUAAUGUGAGCAGAGAAAAAGAGACGGCGAUAAACGAUGACGCGCUCAUGCAUACUGCGCGCGAGAAGGAGCGAGAAUCUGCACCCGCGGAGGGUGUAUGGCCCAAGUUACCGACGGCGACGGGAAUGUUGAACUCGGAGAAUCUCGAGGAAAAGGAAGUUACGUCAAAGGAGGAUUGGACAAAAGUAGUAAAAAAGUCUAGAAAAAGUCGUUUAAUAGUAUCCGAAGGAAAGGCGGCGAUUAAGGUAGAUGGAAAGUUUAAAGCCGUCGAAAGAAGCGUACCAUUAUUUAUAAAUAAAGUUGACAAGCAAACCACAGGCACUGAUAUUAUCGAAUAUAUCCGAGAAGAGACAGGCGUGGUUGUUGACCUAAAGACAUUGAUAUAG
Messenger RNA from Cydia amplana, 1101 nucleotides. RefSeq lists its product as uncharacterized. The record is from RefSeq and is a predicted model, not a curated record. The coding region runs from base 1 to 1101 and encodes 366 amino acids. The transcript has a single exon. Lineage: Eukaryota; Metazoa; Arthropoda; Insecta; Lepidoptera; Tortricidae.